Molecule: messenger RNA, 3861 nt
Organism: Taeniopygia guttata (zebra finch)
Lineage: Eukaryota; Metazoa; Chordata; Aves; Passeriformes; Estrildidae
Gene: IKZF4
Product: IKAROS family zinc finger 4
Biological process (GO): regulation of transcription by RNA polymerase II
Molecular function (GO): RNA polymerase II cis-regulatory region sequence-specific DNA binding; DNA-binding transcription factor activity
Source: RefSeq, a predicted model, not a curated record
GGAUUUGCUCCCCGUGGAAGGUGAGCGGCGCCGCCCCGCGCCCCGCGGGGAUCCCGCGCUGCUUCCCGGGAAUUCCCAUCCAGGGAUCCGCGGGAUUUCCGCCCCAGCAAGGAGCCGGAGAUUCCCGGAGCGCCUCCGGGAUUUGGGGAUUUGGGGCUGCUGCGCUCGGAGCGGGAUCGGGAUGAGGCUCCAGGAGAUUCCCAAAGGUCGGUCCCGGGAAAAUUUGGGAAUUUUGUGUGUUUUUGGGAAUUUUGGGGUUUGGGAUUUGUCCCUGGAAUGGGAUUUGGGGUCCUGGAAUUUCCUUUUUCCAUGGGAAAAUCCCUUUGGGGUCGGAUCUGAGCCGGGCGGGAUCGGGGUGAGGCUCUGGGAUCAUCCCAAAAUUUGGUCCCGGGGGAUUCUUGGGAAUUUGGGGAAUUUUGGAGCUUUUGGGGUCUCUGGGAAUUUGGGAUUUUUGGGGUUUUGGGUUUUUGAGGAUUUGGGGAUUUGGGAGGAGCCGGAGAUUCCCGGAGCGCCUCCGGGAUUUGGGGAUUUGGGGAUUUGGGGCUGCUGCGCUCGGAGCGGGAUCGGGAUGAGGCUCCAGGAGAUUCCCAAAGGUCGGUCCAGGAAAUUUUGGGAUCUUUUGGGAAUUUUGGGGUUUUUGGGAUUUAGGAUUUGAGGUCCUGGAAUUUCUUUUUUCCAUGGGAAAAUCCCUUUGGGAUCGGAUCUGAGCCGGGCGGGAUCGGGGUGAGGCUCUGGGAUCAUCCCAGAAUUUGGUCCCGGGGGAUUUUUGGGGUUUUUGGGGAAUUUUGGGGUUUAGGAUUUGACUCAGGAAUGGAAUUUUGGGGUCCUGUAAUUUCCUUUUCCAUGGGAAAAUCCCUUUGGGGUCGGAUCUGAGCCGGGUGGAUCGGGGUGAGGCUGUGGGAUGAUCCCAGAAUUUGGUCCCGGGAGAUUUUUGGGAAUUUUUGGGGAUUUUUUUGGGAAUUUUGGGGUUUUGUGGGAUUUGGGGAUUUGGGAGGAACCGGAGAUUCCCGGAGCGCCUCCGGGAUUUGGGGAUUUGGGGCUGCUGCGCUCGGAGCGGGAUCGGGAUGAGGCUCCAGGAGAUUCCCAAAAGCCGCGGGGAUUCCCCCCUGGAGCAGGAAUUCCGCUCGGCCGUGGGGGGAGGGGCAGCUCGGAGCCCCCCCAGCCCCCGCUCGUCCCCGCGCUCGCCCGCCAACUCCAUCAAGGUGGAGAUGUCGUCGGACGAGGAUUCCCCGGGCCGGGCGCUGUCGCAGGAGGAGCGGGAGGCGCUUCCCGAGGAUUCCCUGCCGGAGCCGUUCCCGGAGCAAUUCCCGGAGCAAUUCCAGGAGCAAUUCCAGGAGCAAUUCCCGGAGCCGAACUCGCCGGGCGGGAUCCGCCUGCCCAACGGGAAACUGAAAUGCGACAUCUGCGGCAUGGUCUGCAUCGGCCCCAACGUGCUGAUGGUGCACAAGCGCAGCCACACCGGAGAACGCCCCUUCCAGUGCCAGCAGUGCGGCGCCUCCUUCACGCAGAAGGGGAAUUUGCUGCGCCACAUCAAGCUGCACUCGGGGGAGAAACCCUUCAAGUGCCCCUUCUGCUCCUACGCCUGCCGGCGCCGCGACGCCCUCAGCGGCCACCUGCGCACCCAUUCCGUUUCCUCCCCCGUGGUGGGGAAGCCGCACAAGUGCAGCUCCUGCGGCCGCAGCUACAAGCAGCAGAGCAGCCUGGAGGAGCACCGGGAGCGCUGCCACGGCCACCGGCACCGCCGCAGCCCCGCGCCCGCAGGAGAGGAAAUCCGGGAGCUGGACAUGGUGCCCGAGGCGUUGCUUCAUCCUGAGCGCCCCACCUUCAUCGAGCGUUUGGCAGGCAGCUUUACUAAAAGGAAACGAUCCACGCCUCAGAAAUUUGUGGGAGAGAAGCAGAUGCGCUUCGCCCUCUCGGAGCUGCCCUUCGAUGUCAGCCCCGCGUUCGACAAGGACGUGGAGGUGCUCCCGUCCCGCGCCCACUCCCUGGAGCCGCCCUACGCCGGGCCCCUCUCCCUGCUGGGCUCCGCCGACCCUCUCCGCCCGCUCCGCCUGGCCACCAACUGCAUCACCGAGGUCACCCCGGUCAUCAGCUCCGUCUACACCCAGAUCCAAGCCCUGCCCGCCCGCCUCGAGCUGCCGCGGGGCCGCGGCGACUCCUCGGAGGACGGCGCUGAAGGGAUCCCGGUGAUUUUCCGCAAUUCCGCCGGCGGGGGAUCCCCGUCCAACGGCUGCCACGACUCCACGGACACCGACAGCACCCAGGAGGAGCGAGCGGGCGGCGGCAGCAGCCGCCACAGCCCCGCCUAUGCCAAGGAGGAGCCUAAGGAGGAUCCGGAUGGAGCGGCGAGGUGUUUCCCCAAGGAAUCGCUGCGGGUGCUCAACGAGGAGGGCGAGCAGCUGCGGGCGUUCUGCUGCGAGCACUGCCGCGUGCUCUUCCUGGACCACGUCAUGUUCACCAUCCACAUGGGCUGCCACGGCUUCAGGGACCCUUUCGAGUGCAACAUCUGCGGCUACCGCAGCCAGGACCGCUACGAGUUCUCCUCGCACAUCGUGCGUGGGGAGCACAAGAUCUGAGGUGGGAAAAGUUUGCCCUUUCCUGCCUUCGAUUUUCUGAUUUUACCCCGGUUUCACCUCGGUUUUCCCCUCCUAAAUCGUGCGUGGCGAGCACAAAAUGUGAGAUGGGAAAAUCUCCCUUUUUCCUGCCUCCAAUUUUCUGAUUUCACCCCGGUUUUUCCCUCCAAAAUCGUGCUCAGCAAACUCAAAAUCUGAGAUGGGAAAAUCCCCCCCUUUUCCUGCCUCAGAUUCCCCAGUUUUCCUCCUCCUAAAUCGUGCUCAGCAAACAGAAAUGCGAGAUGGGAAAAUCCCUCUUUUCCUGCCUCCAAUUUUCUGAUUUUACCCCGGUUUCACCUCGGUUUUCCCCUCCUGAGUCGUGCGUGGCGAGCACAAGAUAUGUGUGGGAAAAGUUCUCCCCUUUUCCUGCCUCAAAUUCCCUAAUUUCCUCCUAAAUCGUGCUCAGCAAACACAAAAUGUGAGAUAGGAAAAUCCCCCCCUUUCCUGCCUCCAGUUUUCUGAUUUCACCCCAGUUUUCCCCUCUUAAAUUGUGCGUGGCAAGCACAAGUUCUGAGGUGGGAAAAGUUCGCCCUUUCCUGCCUUCAAUUUUCUGAUUUCACCCCAGUUUUCCACUCCUAAAUCGUGCUCAGCAAACACAAAAUGUGAGAUGGGAAUAGUCCCCCUUUUCCUGCCUCAGAUUUCCCAGUUUUCCCUUCCUAAAUCGUGCUCAGCAAACUCAAAAUGUGAGAUGGGAAAAUUCCCCCUUUUCCUGCCUCAAAUUCCCAAAUUUUCCCCUCCCAAACACAAAAUGUGAGUUUGGAAAAUUCCCCAUCCUCAAAUUCCCUUUUUUCUCCUCCCAUUUCCUCUCCCACAUCAUGGUCAAAAUGUGAGGUUGGAAAAAAAAAAUCUCCCCUGCCUCAAAUUCUCUUUUUUCCCCUCAAUUUUCCCCUCCUAUUUCCCCUUUUUUCCCCCUCCCAUUUUCCCUUUUUCCCCUUGAUUUUCCCCUCCUAUUUUCCCAUUUUCCCCUGAUUUUCCCCUCCUAUUUCCCCUUUUUCCCCCCUCCUAUUUUCCCUUUCCCCCCCAAUUUUCCCCUCCCACAUCGUGCGCCACGAGCACAAAAUGUGAGGUUGGAAAAAUUCCCUCAAAUUCCCCUUUUUUCCCCCCAGUUUUCCCCCUCCCCUCCCCUCCCAUCCUUAUAGGGCGUGGAACUGUUGGGUUGUGUUAUUUUUAUUUUUAUUUUCUUUUAUACUCCUUUGCACUGACUUUGGCUAGAAAAAACAACAAAACAACACAAAAAAGUAUUUAAAAA